AUUCUCUGAAAUAAACAGCACGUUUCUUUGACAUGUAACAUCUAUAUAUAGGGCGAUUCAUACACACUAGAAGUGUCGUUUGAUCUCAAAUUUGAUUUAAAUUUAAAUCAAAGAUGUCCUCAGGUGCACCUCCACCAUACCAGGAAGUUCAAGGGAGUCAGCAAGGUUAUGGAACAGCCCCUGGAGCAGCUCCUCAAUACCCCCAACAAGGGAAGUAUCCUGGGGGACCACAGCAGCCCCAGGGAGGUUAUACCAACCCUGCAGGACCUCCUGCAGGAGCCUACACUGGCAACCCAUACACCAAUAACACUGGCGCCCCCUACAACAACCCACAGCAGGCUGGGUACAACCAGGGGUAUCAAAGCUACAGUAAUACUAGCAAUGUAGUUGUCCAACAACAGCCUGCUCAACAGGUGGUCAUCGUGGGAGGCUGUCCAGCCUGUAGGGUUGGAGUGUUGGAAGAAGAUUACACUUGUCUCGGGGUACUGUGUGCCAUUCUCUUCUUCCCCCUCGGAGUUCUGUGUUGCCUAGCUAUGAGACAAAGACGGUGUCCAAACUGUGGAGCUGUGUUCGACUGAGGUGCCCAAACAUUCUAGUGGGGCUCUCAUGUUCCUAGCCUGUUCAGCCUAAAGAAAUGAUAACGAAACAUUUGUUUGUGUCUCUAGGUUUUGUAGAGAAAUUUUCCAUGAUAAACGAACACACUUGGACCGUUCUAUAAGCAGAGCUAAAAAUCCACAGUUUUAUACAUGUAUUGAACAUGUAAAGUGUGCUAUACACUGCUACUCUUGUUUCUGGGUAUUGUAUCAACAGUAUGGAAAAUGUUUAAGUCAAAUUUGACAAUUAUUGAAAAGUAAUUUGACAUAGACAACAUCCCAAUUCCAUUUUAAGGUAUGUACAUUUUUGUAACAGAAUUAAUGGACAACAUCCAAGUAACAUUUUAAGGUACUUCAAUUUUUUUGUAACAGAAAUUAAUAACAGAUUUCUUCUUUCUUUUGAAAUAUUAAAUUAAUCUUUUUAACUCCUUCACCCCUGAAGACACAUUUGACCUCUUCCAAUUCAAAGGUGGGAAUAGUUCAUUACGAAAUUUCAGGGGUGAAUGAGUUAACCAAAAUACACAUGAAAGGAUAUAUGCUACCUUAUGAUGACUGGUAUCUUCGAAAGAAACCUGUUAGUUAUCUUUAACAAAGGGUAAGUUUGACCUGAUUAAUUGAUGACACACUUAGAAUGAUCAGAAUUCAAUUACUAAAUUUGUGUCGAGGGAGGUCAUUCUUGGUCAGUAUAUUGUACUGGGUAGCUUAUUCCCUUAAGGGCUUUGAGGGGUUAACCAAUGUUUUGUUAACUGUAUAUAUGUUUUCUCUUUGUAUGAAUUGUAUUUAAAAAUGAGAAUAUUCAUCAUCAAGAUUGAAAAAAAAAUGUGAAAGAUGGCAGAUUUUAUUUUAAAUUGAAAAAUGGAUAUUUUCUUCAAAAGAUGGUUUAUAAGGGGGGUGGGGGAGGUCGGUAUUUAUGUUAAAAAGAAAGUGAAAAAAUUUCCAUAGGUAUACAAAUGGAGGUUCAAUGAACUUUUUUGUACUCACAGACAGCAGGAUGCGAUAUUGCUAGUUGUAAGAUUUUUAUCAUCCAUUUACAAUUUUCCCAACCAAAUUUUUUGAAAUUAUUUAAACAUGCUUAAAGCCUUGCUACCCUUCUUUUUAAGUGACACGAUUUCAUAUGCUUACCUAAUGCCUAGUGCUGUUAUAGUUAUUACUCUAUCGUAGUUUAAUUUUGUGGGUAUAACGGUUUGGUAGUUUGGGUUUGAAACUUCAUUCUUAAUUGGUACUUAAUUUUUCAUCACAUAAAUUACAUUAGAAUUUCUUCAACUUUAAAUGAAUUUUCAAAAUUCACAAAAAGCACAUGUUAUAAAUAAGGGGGGAAAAGAGACUUUUGACACAUUUUUUGUUGAAGUAAUGUACAUGUAUAUAAAACACAUUCACAUUCUACAGGUGCACUUGGUACAUGUUUACUGUUAAAAUAUACUGUCAAAGUUACCCUAAGAUUUCAUAUCAACUCAACAUUUAUACAUGUGACUUUGAGAAAAAUUUGGGACAAAUUUUGGAAAGAUCUUGAGUUGAAAUACGAUCAUACAGUGUUUUAUAUAUAGGCUUAUUUUAUGUUUACCACAAUGAAUUUCAAACUAUAUUGAUGUGGAUAUAGAGGCAGCAAUAAUUGUGUCCACUAAUAUCCUACUAAAUGUAUUAACUCCUAUCGGCUUUUCUUCUAAGAAAGAAUGAGUUGAUUUCUAUUUAUAGCUUUUAGUGCAAUAAAGUCUGUUCCAUAUUACUACAUGUAUUUAGUUUAGAAUUUAUAUAAAUUAUUAAUAUUCAUGUCCAUAUAACUGUAAAUCUAUUUGCAUUCAGGAUGGUGUAGUAUUGAAAGACAAUUACGAAUAACGAUUUUAAGAAUGCUCUUUGGUUUAUAGCAUUAAUCAGCCAGAAAGAACUUCUCAUCCUUCUUCUUAUAUAAUAAGGUAAUGGAGGUGUGCCACAACAGAGUUCAGUGUAUUUAAUUGUAAACCAGUAUUAUCACAUUAUAAGAAGUAAGACCAGAUGAACGAAGUUCAAAAUUCGAAACUUUGCAAUUUUUUUUAUAUUCUUCUUAAGGAAGAUAUAAAUAUAUAAACAAGUUCAGUAUAAUCUUUAUCAUCCAAUGUCUUAUUCUGUUUCAUUUGAGAUGUAACGCGGUAUUUGAUUGGUCAGUUGUAAUAAUUUGUAACAGUAUAGCCAUGAUAUACCAUCCGCAUAUUUCUCUUUUGCAUAUGAAACCCGGAUGCCAAUUGUUAAUGUCAGUGACCCCAACUGACCCUGACACGCCAUCAAAUUGAUUAUUAAUGAUAUCAUGAACAAUAACGUGACCACGAAAGGUCAAUGUUAUUUCACUUCCCUGAGUCACUUUGAAUGUAACUGAUGUCACCAUCCACAGCAGAGUGUCAUCACAAAGAUUUAAAAAAAAAAUAAACAAAUAUAUCUUCAAAUUGGUGUUCUAUCGAUGGUUUUAGCUGAAAUGAAUAAGAAUGCGGAUAAUCCUACUGCGUUUUGAGAUUUGCGUCUGUUUAAUGUGAACGUACUGUCACAAGUAUCUGUUUUACUGGCUCUGCUCCAUGUUGCGUCACCAGUAUAACCAUGAUAUACCAACAUGAAUUAUCAAGUAAGGUUAUUCUGUAAGAAUGACGUUUCCAAUUUUUCAAAAAAUGAUUUUCAUGUACGGAUGUGUACAUUGUGCUGUAUUAAAGGGAAAUGGUUGUGAACCAGGAUCAGUUGCUUUGGAGUUGAAAAAGGAAAAAAGGGAAAAAAAUCAAUCAUAUCAGUAUAGAAGAUUUUUGAGUAUGAUAUGGUAAUAUUUAUGCAAAAGAAAAUUCCCUAAUACAGCACUUGUUAUAAUUAGCAGUAAAGAGGAAAUUUCAAAUUCAUAAAAUUAUCAUCAGUGACUAUAAUACAGUGAAACCUGUUUAGAAAAAACCCUGAGUUAACCGAUAUCUUGUCUAUUCUGACCCCUGAGUAUUCUGACAUCAUAUAUGACAUGGCUAAUCCAAUAAUCAGAUUUCUUUACAUUAGCUACAAAAUAAAAUCGGACAAGUCCAAACAAUAGGGGUCAUAUAGGACAGGUUUCACUGUAUUAAACAUGUUUUUCAUUAAAAGAAUUAUCAGUAUUCACCCCUUUCAUUAAUUGUAAUUUGUCAUUGUUUACAUAAUCACAUAAGAUAUUACACGAUUCAAAUUUAAACUUGUUGAAAUAAACCAUACCAUUAUAA
Molecule: messenger RNA, 3784 nt
Organism: Mizuhopecten yessoensis (Yesso scallop)
Lineage: Eukaryota; Metazoa; Mollusca; Bivalvia; Pectinida; Pectinidae
Product: brain protein I3-like
Exons: 4
Coding region: 114-578 (154 amino acids)
Source: RefSeq, a predicted model, not a curated record